ACAGUCUCUCUUCCAUAUUUCGCUUUUAUUUCAUUUUCUGGGGAUUUUUUUUUUGCUUUUUUUUUCCCCCUCCGCAAUCUUUCUAUUUAUAUCAGUUAAUAUUCCUAUAACUGUGUAUAUUUUACUUUCUGAUACAAUGAACUGUUUGUACACCCCAGAAAUCACACCUACAUCUCCGCGUAAAGUGAAGGGUCAGAUUCAGAUCAUCUUCGGACCGAUGUUCUCAGGGAAAAGCACAGAACUAAUGCGCCGGGUGAGAAGGUUUCAGAUUGCUCAGUACCAAUGUCUCGUGGUAAAGUAUGCAAAGGAUAUUCGAUAUAGUAAAGAGGAUCUGGCUACACAUGACAAGUUUACAAUGCAAGCAGUUCCUGCCACAAAGCUGAGCGAGAUUACUCAAGAAGCGUUGAAAUCUGCAGUUAUUGGAAUUGAUGAAGGACAGUUUUUUCCAGACUGUGUCGAAUUUGCUGAGGAAAUGGCUAACAAGGGAAAAACUGUGAUUGUGGCAGCAUUGGAUGGAACUUUCCAAAGGAAAGCUUUUGGCAACAUUCUGAAUCUCGUCCCCCUGGCGGAAAGUGUAGUAAAACUGAGCGCUGUAUGCAUGGAGUGCUACAGGGAAGCUGCUUAUACCAAGAGACUGGGGAGUGAAAAAGAGGUUGAAGUGAUUGGUGGAACAGACAUGUACCGAGCAACCUGUCGGCGCUGCUAUUUUGAAAAUGACAAUGGGGCAUGUGUGGACAGUGACAAGGAGAACAGCAGGCAAGAGGAUACACGCCAGUUCAUUGCUUCAAAGCAACUUGCUUGUAGGGAACAGGGCAAAUCACCAAGAAAACUCUUUGAAAAUCUGCAGGUCUGAAGUUAACGCUCCAUUCCCCGACGUGCCUCACCUCUUGCAAAUUUUCUCUCCUGCUUCUCUAAGCUGUUGACCAACGUUGGGUGUAAUCUCCAGUGUUUUGUCCUCAUGCAAUUCUGGGCAACUCAUUAAGCUGGUCGGACAUGUUACAGUCAAGGCUAGUCCAUUCUUUCUUCUACGCUUGUACUUUCAGUUGGAGAUAGAGGGGUUUUCAUAAUGCUGUUGGGUCUACUAACAGUAGCACUUUUCUCUCAUUUGCAAAUUGAAAUUUGCUGCACUAUUUCAAAUAAUGCAAAAAGCCCUGUUGGAACUUCUGUUGCAUUUUGACUGUGGCAGAGGGACUGGUUCAGUACUCUUGAACCUAGCAUGUUUUUCAUAUGAGCCAACAACCAAACUGAAUUAACCUUUCAUCUCCUGUCCAAUGCAAACAUGCCUUCUAGCAAUCACAAAAGUGAACAGAAUCCAUGAAAAAACAUCCACCUCUAUCCCCUCCCAAAGAUGUUGUACCUAAUGUACUUCAUUAUUUUAAAAAAUAAAUAUCAGAGCAUACAUUUUUAAAUAACUUUUUCUAAUUGAGUGCCAUGCCUUAAUCAAAGGACCACACAGGAGCUUUUCAGCAUAGUUCAAUACCCACAAUCCUCAAUUACUGGCCCUGAAACAGUAACUGAAAACUUGUCAGUCCCUGAUGUGUUCUUUAAUUGGUAUUUCAAUGCAGGUUACUGUGACAACUCAUUUUGUUGCAAAUAAUUAACUUUGCAGCUAGCUAAACGUGGAUACUGUUAUCAUUAACACUGGAAUAGAACAGAGAGAGAGAAGGAAAAAUGAACCUUGUUUAUUAUUAGUCACUAUUUAUUUUUAAACAGAGUAAUUGAUACUGGAACUAACUUAAACAAAAAAACCCAUUAAUUUAAAAUCAAUUGAUCAAUCUCAACUGCCAUUAGAAUGGAUGGUGAUAUUUUGGUGAUCAGAGUGCUCAAAUACAUCAAUUCAUCUUAAAUCCAAGGGCUGUCGUCUACUUUACAAUGGUUUAUUUUAAAUAAUGUAAAAUAAAUGGAAACCAAAGUGAAUGAUG
Molecule: messenger RNA, 1922 nt
Organism: Hemiscyllium ocellatum (epaulette shark)
Lineage: Eukaryota; Metazoa; Chordata; Chondrichthyes; Orectolobiformes; Hemiscylliidae
Gene: tk1
Product: thymidine kinase 1, soluble
Exons: 7
Coding region: 137-853 (238 amino acids)
Biological process (GO): thymidine metabolic process
Molecular function (GO): thymidine kinase activity; ATP binding
Source: RefSeq, a predicted model, not a curated record